ACCUGGCAAUUGUUCACCACGCUUUCUUCAUGAUCUAUUCUUUGUACAUUAUCAACAAGGCUGGUGGUUUAGUAUAUCAGAAAGACUUUGCCGACCAAUUAGAGAAACUCUCCAGCAAUGAAUACCUAGUUCUUGCAGGCACAUUUCACGGUGUGCACGCCAUCACUUCAAAGAUUUCUCCUGUCCACAACUCUUCAGGUAUUGAAAUGUUGGAAGCCGAUAAAUUUAGACUUUAUUGCUUUCAGACACUGACAGGCACCAAGUUUUUACUCAUAACUUCACCACAACAACUUAACGUGGACCCUUACAUGAAACGUAUCUACGACCUUUACAGUGACUUUGUCAUGAAGAAUCCCUUUCAUACCCUCGAAAUGCCCAUUCGAUCCGAACAAUUCGACCAGACAUUACUCAAAUUCAUUAAAGGAAUCAAUGGGUCAUAACUCCAAUAAAAAAAAGGAAUCCCAACCAACCACCGCGAACCUCGACGUUGGUGCUUAGCGUUUGCGCUACAAAUAAGAACACCCUCAUUUAUCCCAUGCAAAAAGUUUAUCCUGCCUUGAAGAAGAUACAGCUGACAACUGCCAACUGAAACAGAGGGUUCAUUCGAGUUGAGAAAUAUUUAUAUUUUUGGAUUGAUUGGUUGAAAAUGAAAAUGAAGAGAAAAGAAAAAGGCCAUACAGCGUAUUCUACUAUGAGACAAGCGAGUUAACAUCAGGAUACCGAGUGCACGAAUUAAAGUGAU
This is a messenger RNA of Radiomyces spectabilis, 742 nucleotides long. RefSeq names its product Sybindin-like protein. Bases 30 to 440 code for a protein of 136 amino acids. NCBI's taxonomy places the organism in Eukaryota, Fungi, Mucoromycota, Mucoromycetes, Mucorales, Radiomycetaceae. Gene Ontology annotation, cellular component: TRAPP complex. The transcript has 3 exons. Gene Ontology annotation, biological process: endoplasmic reticulum to Golgi vesicle-mediated transport. The record is from RefSeq and is a predicted model, not a curated record.